Messenger RNA from Saccostrea cuccullata (small rock oyster), 2197 nucleotides. RefSeq names its product protocadherin Fat 3-like. The transcript is spliced from 12 exons. Gene Ontology annotation, cellular component: plasma membrane. The coding region runs from base 155 to 2017 and encodes 620 amino acids. Gene Ontology annotation, molecular function: calcium ion binding. NCBI's taxonomy places the organism in Eukaryota, Metazoa, Mollusca, Bivalvia, Ostreida, Ostreidae. Gene Ontology annotation, biological process: homophilic cell-cell adhesion. The record is from RefSeq and is a predicted model, not a curated record.
UUUAAAUAUGUUAUUUGCCUUUUGACAAAAACUUAUAGAAAUCGAGUAAGGAUCUUUUCAAUUAAAAUCGAUCGAAUAUGAUCAGCUAUUACGCAUUUAUAUGUGUUUAAAACAUUUUGAUGAUUUAUUUUGAUUCUAAAUUUCAACAACUGAAAUGGCCAGGAAGAUAAUUUUUUUCAAGUGUAAAUUUAUUCUGAUAGUAAUUUUCUGUGUCAUACAUAUCACCAAUGCAUUAACAAUCAGCAACUUACCGACAGCCGUCGACCUUCGCGAGGACACCACGGCGGAGACUCUACUCCACACCGUGUCUUACACCGGGGUCACCGCGGGGGACACCGUUACCUGCAGUAUGAACACGGUGACAAAUUUCUUUAUGAAAAUUGUGACCGGCUCAACUAAUUAUGGUGUGUAUGUCGUUGCUAACCCGGCGGGUCUCUCCUACCCCAGCAGCUACACCAUCACGGUAACCUGCACGGGGUCACCCUCAGGUGGCACCGACUCGAAGAAUCUGGAGGUCCAUAUCACCCAAAACUCGCCACCCUCCAUCACCAAUGUCCCCGCUUCUACCAGUGUCGAUAGUACCACCACCGGAAGUGGCGUUACCAUUUUUACCAUUACGGCAACAGAUGCCGAGGGUGAUCAGCUGUAUUUUGAAAUCGUGUGUGACCCAACCGGAUGCCCCUUCGAAGUAUUUGCCUCGGGCGCCAUUUUGACAACAGCUUCUCUGGAGGGAACACAUGUUGGCGGAUAUGACAUCAAUGUUUAUGUUAACGACAGCAGAUCAAAGGUCGGACCAAAAGUUCUAUCAGUCUCCAUCACGAAUGUUAAUUCGCCUCCCACCAUUACUAACAAACUGACAACCCCUGUAUCCGUGACUGAGAACUCUGUGGUGGGAACCACUGUACGACAAUACACUACCACUGACGUGAAUGGAGGAGUACUGACCUACUCUGCUACCUACAGUCCCGCCUCCGGAGGAACCUACUUCACCAUCGAGUCAACAAGUGGUAUAGUGAAGACUGCAAGUUCUAUAAAUUAUGAGACGUUAUCUGUAGCAGAACGAACAGUUCUAAUCACAGUCAUCGUCAGAGACGCAGCGGCAGCAUCCGACACGACAACCCUCACCGUCAGCAUUAUAGAUCAAAACGAGGCUCCAGUGUUUCCUAAAGAUUCGUACACUCUCGUUACGAACGAGGCUGGGGCAGGAGCCUCCAUUGGUAAUCCCAAUUUUCAGGCCAUCGAUCCGGAUACUUCAUCAACUUUAUCAUAUAGCACAACAUGCACAGAAAUAAGUAUCGACUCCAGCACAGGGGCUGCCAGCUUCACGUCUGCUUACGAUAUGGACGAAGCGGGAAAAUCUGGUACCAUUACUUGUCCAAUCACGGUCAGUGACGGAUCUUUGACGGAUACAGCCACUCUUGCCAUUACUGUGAACAACAUCAAUGACAAUACGCCUUCGUUUGGCCAGUCUGCAUACACCUUUACAACCACAAACACGGUGGCAGUGGGGACGACGUUAGGCUCUAUAGCAGCCACAGACGGAGAUCUUAGUUCCACUUCAUUCGGAACAAUUACAUACGAAUUGAAUCAACUGACUCUAGGCGGUGAUUAUUUUGGAGUUACCAGUACUGGGUCAUUAUACGUUAAAGCAGCUAUUACGUCACUUUCUUCUGGCUCAGCUUACACUAUAACUGCAACGGCACGUGACGGUGGCCUCUUAUCGGACACCGCCUCCAUUACCAUCAUAAUACCAUCUACCACUACCACUACAACCACCACCACGGACAGGGCUCAGACGUUCUUCGAGGAUCCGCGGAAUAUCGCGUGGUUCACGGCGGCCAUGAUUGUCCUUGCUCUUACGAUCGGGUUAAUUACUUACAUGUGCAUACGUUACGGAUUCCAAUUCAAGAAAUAUCAGAAAACUUACCGAUCUCGGCGAGUGGACCAAGACAGAGAGAAGUUGAAAGAAUAUAUUGAAGGCAACUGGAGGCCGUGGAAAGUAUGGGACAAACGAUGACGUCACUAGAUCAUUAAGGGAAAAUGCAAUUCUCCCAUCAUUAUACUUGAAGCAAGAAUAGAAACAUAUAAAAUCAUGUAAUGGAAUGCCUGAUAAUUGUUGUAAAUAUUUUGUUAUAAUUUAUGAGACAUUUCAAAUAAUGUAACCAAUAUACAUAAUAGAUUUUUUUUAAAGUUAAAA